Messenger RNA from Cherax quadricarinatus, 2943 nucleotides. Its product is annotated as hemocyanin subunit. The record is from RefSeq and is a predicted model, not a curated record. Gene Ontology annotation, molecular function: oxidoreductase activity. NCBI's taxonomy places the organism in Eukaryota, Metazoa, Arthropoda, Malacostraca, Decapoda, Parastacidae.
GGUACAGUAGAGCUCUCGGGGUAUAAAGCCUGGCACUAAGGAUGUUCCCUCACCGUUACCACCAUGAAGGUCUUGGUGUUGUGUGCUCUCCUGGCCCUCGCUGCCGCCUCGCCAGACUUGGGUUUCCAAAGUGACGAUCCUGGUGAUGUAUCUGAUGAGCAAAAACAACACGACAUCAAUUUUCUACUAUUUAAGGUAUAUGAGGUCCUCCGUGAUGAAAAGCUGAAACAUGCUGCUGAAACCUUCGACCCAGAAGCCGACAUAUCUCACUACAAUGACGGUGGAGCUGCCGUCCACAAGCUAGUAAAAGAACUGAAGGAUGGCAGACUUCUGGAGCAGAAACACUGGUUCUCUCUCUUCAAUACACGACAACGUGAAGAGGCACUUUUGCUCUAUGAUGUUUUGGAACAUUCUAAAGACUGGAAAACCUUCUCCAACAAUGCUGCUUAUUUCAGAAAAUACAUAAAUGAAGGAGAAUUUGUUUAUGCCUUGUAUGCAGCAGUGAUCCAUUCUUCACUCACUGAAAACGUUGUGCUUCCUCCACUCUACGAAGUAACCCCACAUUUGUUCACAAACAGUGAAGUUAUCCAACAAGCCUAUCAGGCAAAGAUGACUCAAACCCCGGGCAGAUUCCGCUCACACUUUACUGGCAGCAAAAAGAACCCAGAACAACGUGUGGCUUAUUUCGGUGAAGAUAUUGGCUUGAAUACCCAUCACGUUACAUGGCAUUUGGAGUUCCCAUUCUGGUGGGAGGACAAACAUGAAGGUCACCACCUGGACCGCAAGGGUGAAAACUUCUUCUGGGUACAUCACCAGCUUACUGUUCGUUUUGAUGCUGAACGUCUCUCUAACCACCUAAAUCCCGUGGAAGAGAUUAACUGGGAUAAACCCAUCAAAGAAGGCUUUGCUCCUCAUACAUCAUAUAAACAUGGUGGUUAUUUCCCUUCUCGUCCUGAUAACAAGAAGUUUGUUGAUGUGGAAGGUGUUGCACGUAUUCGAGAUUUGAAAAUUUUGGAUAAUCGAAUCCGUGAUGCAAUUGCUCAUGGUUACAUCACUGCCAAAGAUGGAAGCAGCAUUGAUCUCAGGAACACUCAUGGUAUUGAUGUACUUGGUGAUGUUAUUGAGUCGUCAGCAUACAGUCCUAACCCCGGCUAUUACGGUGCUCUCCACAACACAGCUCACAUAGUGCUUGGUCGCCAGGGAGAUCCUCAAGGAAAGUACAACCUUCCUCCAGGUGUUCUGGAACACUUUGAAACGUCUACUCGUGACCCGGCCUUCUUCAGGCUUCACAAAUAUAUGGAUAAUAUAUUUAGAGAACACAAGGACUCCCUCACUCCAUACACUAAAGAAGAACUGGAGUUCCAUGGUGUAGACAUAGAGAACUUCUGCACUAGUGGACUACUUGAAACUUACUUUGAAGAUUUCGAAUACAGCUUGAUCAAUGCUGUUGAUGAUACAGUAGACAUUGACGAUGUUGAAAUUUCCGCUUAUGUACCUCGUUUGAAUCACAGAGAUUUUACUUUCAAUAUCGACGUCAACAACCACAAUGAUCACGAAGUCUUGACCGCAGUUCGCAUCUUCGCAUGGCCAAACCGUGACGACAACGGCCUUAAGUACUCCUUCAAUGAAGGACGAUGGAACGCCAUCGAACUGGACAAGUUCUGGACUAAAUUGAGACCAGGUUAUAAUAAGAUCGUCCGCAAGUCCAAAGACUCAUCUGUGACUGUUCCUGACAUUCCAAGUUUCCACUAUUUGAUGGACAGAACUGAAGAAGCGCUUGCGCGUGGCAGGAAGUUCGACCUUCACGAGUACGUGAGUGCACUUGGACUACCCAACAGGUUCCUGCUACCCAAGGGAAACCGCAGAGGACUUGAACUUAAAGUAGUGGUCGCUCUCACCGACGGCGAAGCUGACGCAGCCGUGGAGGAUCUACAUACAAGCACAAAAUUCAACCACUAUGGCUACCGAGGAGUGUAUCCCGACAACCGACCACACGGCUACCCACUGGAUCGUCGUGUUGACGAUGAACGCAUCUUCUACCGCCUUCCUAACUUCCAAGGAAUCACCGUCAAGGUCUUCAACCGAGAUUAAAAGUGAACUCUUUCUUUUAUAUUCAUAUCUGCUUGAUAAUUGAAUGUGAUAUUGUUAUUUGUGGUCAUGGAAACAUUUCAUACCCGUCAGUUAUAAUAUCGCUCAGUCAGCAGUUACGGCAGUUCCAAAGGUUUCUUUCCAGCAGACCUGCAGUUACCAUUUAAAUAAAUAAAAAAAAAACUCUAAAUAUUCUCUUUGUGAAGGUUUUUCUGUACUUUAGGACAAUUCGUCCACUUGGAUAGUGAUUCUUUUAUUCCUUAUUCAUUUAUGCCAAUAAUUAAAUUUACAUAUUACUGCUUAUUGCAAAUAUAAAACUGAGGUAUAGACGCAUGUGCAAGCAAAAUUAUACUCGACUGCCUUUUCCUAGGUGCAAAAAAAAAAGUAGUAUUAAUAAUCUAAAUAUUCUACCUUAAGUAAUUAAAUUUUUUUUUCACUGCAAGGCGUACUAACACGGAGAGUUUACUGUCAUGCCUUUUAAAGGAACAUGAUUCAGUUGACAGGCUUCAAAUCUAACCACUAAUAAACCAGAAGUAACAUAUUUCCUGAUUAUUUCUGAGACAAACUUCGAAACGUGGUAUAAAGACACGUAAAGCAGAGAAUGCCUUUAUUUUUUGACGACGCUUACCUCUGGAGACAGCUUUAUCAAGUCAUAUGUAAUAAGGUUCAAUACUGAGCAAAUAAAAUAAAAUUAAUUCCUCCUUCCCUAUUUUUUUUAGUCAUUUGUCAGCUUGUUUCCUUAGUUACUCACAUAUCCUCUCCUUUUCAACCUUAAUUAGAAAAAUUUCUCUAUCGUGACCAUAAAAAUUUCCAUAUAUCCAUCGAUAAUAUAAUUCAAUAAAUCUUUUUAAUAUU